AUGACCUCGUUUUCGCCGGAUGACGCUCAAAAAGCUCUAAAACCUCAAUUCGAUGCAUACUGCAAGACCAUUGACGACAAGGAUUGGGAAGGUGUCAUCGCCUAUUACCAUCCAAAUGGAGUGAUUGUUCAAAAGGGAAAAGAGGCGACUUAUGGAAAAGAAGCUAUGAAACAAGAGUUCAUCAAGUUCGCUGAAAGCACUGGAAAAUCGACAUCCACAUUUUCAAAUGCCACUUAUCAAGGAACCGGAGAGUACCUGAUUAUCACUGCCGAUUUCACAUCGGAAACAGAAAAAGCUGGAACUAUCAACGGAAAAUUCUUGCAAAUCUGGAAAAAGGAAGGCGACAAACACUUGAUCUAUCAUGAUGAAUUUGAAGUUGUUGCAUAG
This is a messenger RNA of Caenorhabditis briggsae, 387 nucleotides long. The record is from RefSeq and is a predicted model, not a curated record. The transcript is spliced from 3 exons. Lineage: Eukaryota; Metazoa; Nematoda; Chromadorea; Rhabditida; Rhabditidae. The coding region runs from base 1 to 387 and encodes 128 amino acids.